AUCUAUCAGAGACAACACAGAAUUGGAAGAUGAAGAGGGUGUUGAAGAAACUGAUGCCGCUCAAUCUGGAAAACUGUUUCUUAUUCCAAGUGAUCACAGUUUGAUCAAGUGUGCCUGCUGCAAGAUGGCCAUUGAUGAACCAUACAGAGAGAAAAAUCCCAAAUACCUACAGAUUGAAUUGCGACUCGUGACUUUUGAAAAGUUAAAGCAUCACCCAGGCCAUGUGAAUGUUCUUGUCCACUCCCACUUGCCAGUGUUUGGUCUGGUACAGCUUUUGGUGCAUCUCACAAGUGUCCAGUCUACAAAAGUAUCUGUCUUCCGGGACAAAACUCGUACAAAGGAUGUACGACUGCCACCCAAUUUUAGACUGGAGGACUGUGGCUAUGUAGGAAACAGCAAGGACAACCCUCAAGAGAUAGUGCUGUAUUAUGACUACACUGUUGAAUUCACAGACUGUCCAAUACUUGUCUGUGAUCACUACUUUUGACACAUAAGACCUCCACUGAAAUAUGAAAAAGGCUGAAUUU
Molecule: messenger RNA, 527 nt
Organism: Haliotis rubra (blacklip abalone)
Lineage: Eukaryota; Metazoa; Mollusca; Gastropoda; Lepetellida; Haliotidae
Exons: 2
Coding region: 125-487 (120 amino acids)
Source: RefSeq, a predicted model, not a curated record